Anopheles coluzzii is the source of this 549-nucleotide messenger RNA. RefSeq lists its product as uncharacterized. Lineage: Eukaryota; Metazoa; Arthropoda; Insecta; Diptera; Culicidae. The transcript is spliced from 4 exons. The record is from RefSeq and is a predicted model, not a curated record. The coding region runs from base 1 to 549 and encodes 182 amino acids.
AUGGCAGACGAAUACUUUGGCGUAAAUCGUGACCCAAUUAUUGACAGUCUCAUCAUUGAUAUCGCAUUUUACGGGGAAUUUGGGCGUUGUUUUAGUGUGAAUACGGCAAACCACCAUGAUCUAUCUGGGCCACCUUCUCGGCGACUCACGAGCAAUCGUGAAACGGGUCCAGGUUGGAUAGGAUUUCGAGUACUGGAGGACGUUCAGCUCUAUCUGCACGAUGAAUACAGCGUACCACAUGCAUAUGUCGAUCGCUCACUGCGGGAAACUGUGCUGUGGGGCAUGCGUAAGGAGAUCGUGGUACGUGUGAUAGAGAUGGAAAACAAAGAAACGGUGCACGAUCUGCCGAUUUGGCGUCGCAAUUGUCGUUUCCCUUGGGAAACUGUCGAUAAAGGAAUCGAAACACUUGAAUCUCAAAUGUGUUCCUUCGAAGGGCUCACCUGCCUCACCGAACAUUCGGCGGAAAUUGCUCAGGCUCGUAAACAAUGUGACUGCCUAUCAUCCUGCGUUGAAUCAGAGUACUUCGUAGUACACAAAUCUGAAGAGUAA